Molecule: messenger RNA, 714 nt
Organism: Aspergillus uvarum CBS 121591
Lineage: Eukaryota; Fungi; Ascomycota; Eurotiomycetes; Eurotiales; Aspergillaceae
Exons: 1
Source: RefSeq, a predicted model, not a curated record
CAUCCACCUCAAGCUAGAGGCAUGGUCUCUACGAGUUACUGGACGGCCAAGGGCCGAGCGUUACGACAAUGGACCUGCUCACCCCGAGGACUCUUUGUCGCCAUUUUCUGUAUGCAUUACUUCGCGUGGAUGGGGGUUCACAUCUGGUUACUUGAGAUCCCACCACAAAGAAUGUGCCACCCCACCUGCGACGCCGACAACUCCCCCCGCCAGAAGUGGGUCGAGAUUACCUUGCAGGUCAUGUACGCUCAUAAUUACUUCCCGGGCUUCGCCCUCGCCAUUUGUAACACUCGGAACAUGUAUCUGUGGAGUCGCUGGAGACUGGGUGGCUCGCUCCGCACGCGCCAGAAGGUGUUGGCCACUCUCGCCUGGAUCCAUGAUUGCUGGUUCAGGCUCGAUGAUCAAGUCUCCUCCGCUGCCACCGAAUUGCUGAAUGAGGAGGAGCAACAGCAGCAGCAGCAGCAGCAGGUGGAGAAGGAAGAAGACGAAGAAGCAGUGGGACCAGGAAGACCACCGACUCCGAUGUGGAAGAUGGACGUGGUGGUCUGGAGCUAUGCACUCAAUUCCGUUCGGAGUCUGUGUCUCGCUGUGUGCAUGUGGGCGCUGAAUCAAUCGAACAGACCCUACUGGCUCCCGAGCUGUUUGGCACUUCUCACGGGCGUUGUAGUAGCACCUGGGGGCGCGAUUAUCAGUUCAGAGAAGAGGCGAAUGCGU